This is a messenger RNA of Drosophila busckii, 1161 nucleotides long. RefSeq names its product odorant receptor 67d-like. The record is from RefSeq and is a predicted model, not a curated record. Gene Ontology annotation, molecular function: odorant binding; olfactory receptor activity. Gene Ontology annotation, biological process: detection of chemical stimulus involved in sensory perception of smell; sensory perception of smell. Bases 1 to 1161 code for a protein of 386 amino acids. The transcript has 3 exons. Lineage: Eukaryota; Metazoa; Arthropoda; Insecta; Diptera; Drosophilidae. Gene Ontology annotation, cellular component: plasma membrane.
AUGGUUUCAGCCGAGCAGCAGAGCUGCCUAGCAGGCUAUAGUCGCAUUAUCUAUAUAAUUAGACUUUGUACGCGUGUUGUGGGUGCGGAUGUCUUAGAUCCCAACUAUAAACUCAAUUGGGUUACCUACAUUAUUAUAAUACUGCUAAGCAACUUUUAUCUCUGCACGUUCUAUUCGAUGUACGUGGGUUAUAAGAGCUCUGGGGACUUUACAGUCAUUUUGCAGGUGAUUUGCUUUGUCGGCGCUGCAUUGCAGGGCACAGUCAAGUUGAUCUGCUUCAUCAACUAUCCAGAGACGAUUCGUGUAUCGCACAAUUUCCUGCAUGAAACCUAUAAGCAGUAUGAGCGCGAGUAUCCUGCGGUGCUGCAGCGCAGUCUUGACAUAACCCGCAAGAUAAUCAAAGCUAUUGCUUGGAUGUACGUUAUGGUUUCGACGUCGCUGAUCUUAUUUCCACUGUUCUAUUACAUCAAGCACAAGCAGAAGAUAUUGAUAAUGCAGUUUGUGGUGCCCGGCCUAGACCCAUACUCCAGUCAUGGCUUCUUUUUGCUCACCUGUCUGCACGCCUAUUGCCUUUGCCUGGGCGCCUUUGGCAACUUUGCCAGCGAUAUGUUUAUACUCAUCUUUAUUGGGAACGUCUCGCUGGUGAACAAUAUUCUGCGCUGCACGCUAAACGAUGUGAAUAAGCAACUGGAGCAAGGCGCAAGUCCUGCUGACAUACGUUAUGCUAUGCAGGACAUUGUGCGCUGGCACUUGGAGUAUCUCAACAUGUUGGUUCGUAUGCAGAAAAUGUGCUUCUGGAUCAUUAUAGCCAUGGUCGGCUGCAAUGCGGUGAGCAUACUGGCAACGCUUUACUGUCAUAUGAAAGGAAUUUGGCCCGCAGCGCCAUUUCUGCUGAUCUUCUCCUUUAUGAAUCUCUAUUUGUACUGCGGACUUGGCACUAUGGUGGACUCGGCUAAUAGCGACUGCGCUAAUAUUAUAUAUACCGAGUGUCGUUGGUAUGAUCUGCCUGUAGUGGAGCAACGUUUUAUUUUGCUGAUGCUGCGCAAGGCUCAAAAUACAGCAAGUCUUAGUAUUGGCAGCAUGGCGCCGCUAACUGUAAAUACAGCGCUGCAGUUGACCAAAACUGUUUAUAGUGUGGUUAUGUUGAUGAUGCGUGAGUGA